Molecule: messenger RNA, 1137 nt
Organism: Phyllotreta striolata
Lineage: Eukaryota; Metazoa; Arthropoda; Insecta; Coleoptera; Chrysomelidae
Source: the annotation of a GenBank genome assembly
AUGGAUGAAAGAAAUUCAGUGAGUUAUUGGUACAAAAUACCAAAAGGAUUCCUAAGGCUGUGUUUUAUUUUGAUAAACAAUUUAUACUGUAUACCUACGUAUGUUAUGUGGAUGAUCCUGUUGUUACCACUUAGAAAAGUCAAUCCAGAUGUGUACUGGAGGAUAGAAAGCUUUUUUUUCCAUUGGCUUUUGGGGAUGGUAUCCCUUUGGAGCUACAGUGCAGGAUUUGAUAUUGUAGAAGUGGGUGAUGAUAUUACGCCUUGUUUAGAAGACAGGACACUAGUGAUAGCGAAUCAUCAAUCCACAGCUGAUGUGCCUUUAUUAUUCUCUUGUUUCAAUCCCAAAAAGCAAAUUUUGCCCAACAUCAUGUGGAUUAUGGAUAGCGUAUUUAAAUACACAAAUUUCGGGAUCGUCAGUUGCUUGCAUAGAGAUUUUUUUAUUAAAGCGGGUAAAGCGACUCGAGAUAAAUCGUUGAAGGAUUUCGAACAACAUUUGCUCGACGUGUACAUACCGUUGAGGAGAAAAUGGCUAAUGCUGUUCCCCGAAGGCGGCUUUCUGCGGAAAAGAAAAGCCGUUUCGCAUCGAUACGCCGAGAAAAUGAACUACCCCAAAUACGAAUAUGUCACCUUACCAAGAGUAGGCGCCAUGCAAGUAAUCAUGGAUACUUUGAAUAAGAAGCCGGUUGUUAACAACAACUUGAACUUUUCAAGAAAUUUUACACGACCUUCAGACGACUGUGGCGAAAUUCCUCGAAUCGAGUGGAUUUUGGACAUAACAAUAGCGUACCCAAACGGUUGGCCUAUCGACCUCCAGCACAUCGUGUUCGGUAAUCGGGCACCAUGCCAAACUGUUUUCUUUUACCGAUUGUACCCCAUCAAAGAAUUGCCCCAAGAGACGGAGGCGAUGACGAAGUGGCUGUUCGACAGAUGGGCGGAAAAGGAGAACAUGUUGGAAACGUUUUAUAGGACUGGUUCGUUUCCGUGCGCGUUCAGCCGGAUUAAAUAUCAUCCGCCGAAAGUUGUGGUUCAGGAUUACCUGCAGUACGCCAUAGUGCACGUAUUCUUUUUAGUGUCGACGUAUAUACACGCACAAAUGUUUAUAGCCGCGUAUAAUUAUUACUGUUAUUUAGUUUAUUAG